This is a messenger RNA of Bursaphelenchus xylophilus (pine wood nematode), 3307 nucleotides long. The record is from the annotation of a GenBank genome assembly. Lineage: Eukaryota; Metazoa; Nematoda; Chromadorea; Rhabditida; Aphelenchoididae.
AUGCGGAAGUUUGCGAUAAAAAGGCCGGUAUUGUAUCUAAUCGCAUAUGUGGUCAUAUCUUGCAUUCUAUUGCCUUCGGUGAAUCUGCGAUGGAUUCAGACUUUAGUCCACAAAACCAUUUACUACGGAUGUGCCGGAAUUUUCAUAAUUCAUGGAGGUAAAGAAUUUAUUUCGAUUUUUUGCUUCAAUACGGUUGGUUUUGCAUAUAACAAGGGAUCGGCAAAAGCGCGCAUCCUGGUUUUUUCUUGAAACAUGUACCAUUUGAAAGAGCGUAAAAAACUGGUCUAGGAUCACAUUUUAUUAGGUUGAUACAAAAGUUUUUACACAUUUUUUUGAGACAGUUCAAAAUAAAAUUCCUGGAGCCUGAUUGAAUGUACGUUAAAACUGAAAGCAUAGAUGUAUGGGGCAGACCAUUGCAAAAUUUUUGAUUCGUAGCAUUUUAUUUUCUACAAGCGUUCUUUCAGAAUAUUUCAAAAAUACUAAAAAUUUCUUCGUUUGUGUCAUGGUGAAUAUCCUGGGCCCUAGCAAUUUUCCAGCCCACUAAAAAGUCUCGGGUUUUGGGUUAUUCGUACUGGGGAUGGCUGUAGUUUCUUUUCAAUUUAUUGCUCUACUUAUAUCUACACUGACGUUUUUUGUAGCAUCCCAUAAAGUUGGCCGGAGAGCCGAGCUACCGAUCAAAAGCAGAUUUUUAAAAAUUUUUUGAAAGGAGUUAUAUUUUUUUGACUCGGCUGCCAUUCAGGUUGUAGAAAGACAGUAUGCUGAUGAUACAUUCAAAAAGUCACCAACUGAAAUUGCCUUAUAAGGUAGAAAAGUAGCAUAAACUGCACUUUUAGGCGAAUUUUUGUGAUUUUUUUAAUGGUAUUUCAAGAGGACCUUCAGCUUAGCGCGUCUAGCAACUGAUAGUGUAUGUCAAGUAGGAUCAAUUAUUUAUUAAAUAACUAGGAUACCGGGCGAGAGUAAUGAACAGAAAACGUUUUUGUAAAAAUCCCCUAAAUUACGUAAAAUAUUGGUAGAUUAAAAAGAUUCGAUUUUUCUGCCGGAUAGCUAAAGCUAGCGCGAAUGUUUAGCAUUGGCGUUGUAGUGCUACUCAUACACUACAAUAACAGAAAGCGUUAUCACUUAGUGCUUCUAAUAGCUGCGUCUACAGGGUCUACUUUUGCCAGACCCUAAUUUUUGAUUUUUCGCACUAAAAAUUUUUCGACUAGCCCUAUAGUAAAUUGUCCUCGAUGCCAUAGAGAUUACAUACAGGCAUACCAUAUUCUAGAAUAUUAAGAAGAUACAGCCACUCUAGACGUAACGCCGGCGGUUUACUUUUUCUUCCUUCGAGUAGUUAAGGUUUAACACGGCGCUACUACUACAAAUUGCUGAGUUGUAAAAAGUUAUUAAUCUACUAUAAUCUACAAACAGCCCUCUUUCUAACAAGAUAUAUAUCAGGCCCACUGGCUUUGGUCUAAAUUUUUUAAAAUUUUUUAAAGACAUGUGUAAAAACUUUUGUAUCAACCUAAUAUUAGCUGCUAUUUUUGCUCUACGCCUUCGCUAGCGAGCAUUAUUUAGUUCUAGGCUUAUUUCACCCUUUUUACGAGGAAACAAAUCCGAACGAUUUCCAAAGCACAGCGCGGCGGUGCUUCGGUGGCCUAGUGGUGAAAUGCGCUGAACGAGGCGAACCUGCGAACCGGGUUCGAAACCUCUUUUGAUUUUUUUUGAUUUUCUUUAUAUUGCAAACCAAAUAAGGCCUGGAAAUAGUGUUUGAGUGUCGUGUAGACAUUUGUGGUAUAAUCGGAUUAGUUUUUUAAGAAAAAACGGAGAUUUUUUAAAUUCUUUCAUUGUUUGUAGUACUUGCCCUUGAAGUGGGUAUCUUUUAUGGCUGGAACUUUCAACGACUUUCAGAUUUUUACGAAUUAAGCCCAGUAACGGAAAGUACGUGAAAAUUGAGUCUGAAAACGGUUUACAUGUUUUCUACCCGCUAUGUUGCAUUGGGUUACACGACCUAAAAGAUCGCGUGAUCACACAUUGUGAACAUGGACUUGGGUAUCUCAAGGUCGGAAAAAAGUGUGUAUUCUUUGGCAUAGGGUGAAGCGUUGGACGUCAUAGGUACGUAUGGGACAUAUGAAAAGUAAUUAUUGAAUCUUUUUAGCCGUUCAGAAGCAAUGAGUCGUGAAAUCCAACCGGGAUUUUUUAAAAAAUGUUCGCUAGCUAGGACGUAGAGCAAAAAUAGCAGCUAAUAAAAGGUGAUCCUAGACCAGUUUUUUACGCUCUUUCAAAUGGUAUAUGUUUCAAGAAAAAACCAGGAUGCGCGCUUUUGCCGAUCCCUUGUAAGGGAAAUUCUGAAGGCGCGACGAUCAAAUUUUCUUUCAGUUCUGCACACAGCUUUUGUCCAGGUCAUGUAUAAAAUCCGGAAAAUUUUAACUAGCGCAUGGCAGAGGGCCAACGACAGUUCGGGUCGACGAUACUUUGAGGUGCCUCAAUUUGCCAUUGUAUGCGUGGGGAAGGCUUGGAGAAGACGAUCAGGAUAAUUUAUCAUAUUUUUUAAAGUAUUUCGCAUGCAUGUAUUACUGCCAUAAUAGCCGGAUCAGACUUACGGAUCUUCGCUUUUUGGAGUACGUUUUGGUCUUUUCCACAAUAACUCAGGAUUAUGAAAACUAGAGUUAGUAAUAACUAAAAUCAAAGAAAGUGGCUAUAUUGUGAGUCUUUGCCAAGUCUCCGCCGAGUCAUUCAACGGGGUUCACAGACCUCGUAGGCACCUCCUGCCACCCUUUUGCGGCUCUUCAUCUGUCCUAGGCUUCGUAUCGAUCGAUUUAGUGUUCACCCGAACCGUCGUCGAUCCGAAAAGUACACCAAAUUUGCGUCAAGUAUCGGAGCGUGGCACGUCAAACUGAGAGAAGCUAAAACGACCCCGUGAAUGAACGGAUUGGCAAUUCUCCAAAAAGAGAUACGAAAAAGGUUUUUGUCGGGGAAAAAAUGGGGAAUUUUUGGGGCGAGAGAGCUUUUGCGCGAGAAGACAGAGAGAAAAGUCUCUGUCUUCUCUGUGAAAUGUAGACGAAGUGUAAAAAACCGAUAGCGAAGGGACUAUUCCGCUCAUCGGAUUCCUCAGUUUGACGUGCGUGUGGCACUUGCCUUGCAGACUUCCCUGCUUUAUUUCGCAUUUUCAGUUCGAUUCGUCACCGCUCUGGCUAGUCCAUUCAUUUCUGGGGCCGAUCGAACCUUGGUUCUCCUUCCUCGAAUCGAUGCCGACGUCAACUUCAAACACUCGUUUAUGCCGUUAUACGAAUGGAGAGCAGUUCCACGAAAGGAGAAGCAGUUGUAUUAG